Messenger RNA from Polyodon spathula (Mississippi paddlefish), 3072 nucleotides. It is a transcript of the gene nvl, whose product is annotated as nuclear VCP like. Gene Ontology annotation, molecular function: RNA binding; ATP hydrolysis activity; ATP binding. Gene Ontology annotation, biological process: ribosome biogenesis. The transcript is spliced from 23 exons. The record is from RefSeq and is a predicted model, not a curated record. The coding region runs from base 345 to 2885 and encodes 846 amino acids. NCBI's taxonomy places the organism in Eukaryota, Metazoa, Chordata, Actinopteri, Acipenseriformes, Polyodontidae. Gene Ontology annotation, cellular component: nucleus.
CCACGGUUUCACGUGGAUUGAGGAAGUCGCUGUGGUAACUGCUUUAGAAGAAUAAAUAUAAAUAUAUAAUUACUGGUAAAUACAGGCACAGAUAUACAGAGCGACACAAAAGAAGAAUUUAUCUGGGAAUUAAAAGGAUGGUCUCAUUUGGCCAUGCAGACCUGUAUACUUGAAUGAUUCAAAAUAAUGAGAGACUGAAUUUACAUUUCACAACUUUUCAGAUAGUGAUUUAGGUCGGGAAAAAUACAAAUCUAUAAUAUCCAGAGUAGCCCAACAAGACUCAGGCAGUGACAGCUCAAGGCGUUUCAAUAUAGAAAGUGAUUUGUAACAAUAAGGUUUCAGAGAUGAAGAACAGAGGCGGCUACUUCGUAGACAACAGGCUCAAGGAGCGAGUCAAACAGUAUUUGAGGAAGAGCACCAGCCAGUUUACAGACCUGUCAGUCAUGGCAGCUGAUCUGCAGAGAAUGUACAGCACAGAAUAUGGACGGCGGAAAAGAAAUGCUUUCCGGAUCCAGUUAGAGAAAGUGUACACAGUCUUAUGCAAUGAGUCUGAUCUGUCGGCCUUAGAGGGGGAACACCUGGCUAAAAGGGCAAGGCAAAGCCAAGGAGCUGAUGGGGAGAAAGACAGCUUCAGUGAGGACUCCACAGACAGUGAUGAUCAACCAGAAUAUCCGCCCACCAAUCAGAUGAACAACUCUCUGAUGUCCCUGUAUCGGAAGGGUGCUCCAGAUUCUGUGGCUCCGACUCUACCCAAAGAUCAACCAGCACACAGCAGCACCCCCAGGCCUGCCCCCUCCAAGACACCGAAGGGCGGCUGGUUCGUCGAUACCACCCCCGGGAGGAUCGGGGAGGAGAAGGAGGAGAGCAUUCUCAUCGAUCUGUGUGAGGAGACUCAGGAGGCACCCAACCCUGAGAAGUCCCUUCUGGAAACUGAUAAGAAGAAAAAAGGCAAGAUGAAGAAUGGGAAGAGAAGACAAGAGGGAGAGGCCAGGGGUAUAGACGGAGAGAUCGAAUCCAUUAUAAUGAACAAGAAAGUCAAGCUCAAAGCUCCAGAGCUGCAGUAUUCCACUGUGAAGUUUGAAGACGUAGGAGGCAAUGAGGAGACCAUGAAGGAGGUGUGUAAGAUGCUGAUUCACAUGCGCCACCCUGAGGUGUACCAGAAGCUGGGGGUGGUCCCUCCCCGGGGGUUCCUCCUCCAUGGGCCCCCAGGCUGCGGGAAGACUCUGCUCGCUCAGGCCAUCGCGGGGGAGAUGGAGCUGCCAAUGUUGAAGGUCGCUGCCACAGAGAUGGUGUCGGGCGUUUCAGGAGAAUCUGAGCAGAAGCUAAGGGAGCUGUUUGAUCAAGCUGUGACCAGUGCUCCGUGUAUCCUGUUCAUUGAUGAAAUUGACGCCAUCACCCCAAAGCGAGAAGUGGCUUCGAAGGACAUGGAGAGACGAAUCGUGGCUCAGCUUCUAACCUGCAUGGAUGAUCUCAAUGCUCUUGCAGCCACUGCUCAGGUCAUGGUUAUUGGAGCCACGAACCGGCCAGACUCUCUUGACCCGGCACUGAGGCGAGCCGGACGCUUUGACAGGGAGAUCUGCCUGGGGAUCCCCGACGAAGGGGCCAGACUGAGAAUCCUGCAAACACUGUGUCGGAAGCUGAAGCUCCCAGAAUCCUUUGACUUUCAGCAGCUGGCCCACCUGACUCCAGGGUACGUCGGCGCAGACCUGAUGGCUUUGUGCAGGGAGGCGGCCAUGAGAGCGGUGAACCGGGUCCUUAUCGAGAUGCAGAGCAGUCAGGCAGCAGCGGCAGGUGGGCAGCCUUACCUCGUUGACACCAAGCCAGUGGAGCAAGAGCAAACCGCCGUCCCAAAUCAGCAACCAGAAACCAUAGAAGAGCAGACAGAGCUGCUGAGGUUGCUGAGGCUGCUGAAGGACUACACCCCUCUUUCAGAGGAGCAGCUGGAGAAGCUCCACAUCGAGAUGGAGGAUUUUACCAGCUCACUGUGCAGCAUCCAGCCGUCCGCCAAGAGGGAAGGUUUUGCUACCGUCCCUGAUGUCACGUGGGCUGAUAUCGGUGCUCUGGAGGAGAUCCGCCAAGAGCUCACCAUGGCCAUCCUGGCUCCAGUUCGCAAUCCUGACCAGUUUAAAGCUCUGGGUCUCAGUGCACCAGCUGGGGUGCUUCUUGCUGGGCCCCCAGGCUGUGGUAAAACUCUGCUUGCUAAGGCUGUUGCCAAUGAAUCUGGUUUGAACUUCAUCUCUGUAAAGGGCCCAGAAUUGUUAAACAUGUACGUGGGAGAGAGCGAGCGCGCUGUGCGGCAGGUUUUCCAGAGAGCCCAAAACUCCGCCCCGUGCGUCAUCUUUUUCGAUGAGAUUGAUGCUCUUUGUCCCCGAAGGACCGAUCGUGAGUCUGGGGCGAGCGUGCGUGUGGUCAACCAGCUGCUUACUGAGAUGGACGGACUGGAGACUCGCAAGCAGGUUUUCAUUAUGGCUGCCACCAACAGGCCAGAUAUUAUCGACCCUGCUAUCCUUCGUCCGGGCCGGUUGGACAAAUCGCUGUACAUCGGUUUGCCCCCUCCCAAAGACAGAUUCGCCAUCCUUCAGACCAUCACCAAGUGUGGUAGGAGGCCUCUGCUGGAAACAGAUGUCAAUCUAGAAGAAAUAGCACACGAUAAACGAAGUGACUGCUUCACGGGGGCUGACCUGUCGGCUCUGGUCCGAGAGGCUUCUAUCAACGCUCUUCAGGGACACCUCUGUCUCCAGGCUCCUGCAGCAACCAACGCUCCAGUGGCUGAGAUCAGGGUUAGCCGGCAGAACUUUGAAGAUGCUUUGAAGAAAGUGAAACCAUCUGUAUCAAAAAGGGACCAGCUAAUGUAUGACCUGUUGAAGGAGUCACUGUGUGGAUGAAAUGCUAAGAGAGACCGCCCGGCUUCAACAAAACACAGCAAAACUGGACUUAAUAAAAGGAGCUUUAUAUCAUGUCCCAGGGUUCUGACUCAGGGGUGUGGAAGGAGGUCCUGAACGUUGAUUUGUUAAAAUCAAGUUUGCAAAAAAACAAAGCAUCUAACUCAUUUAAAUUUAGCUUCUCUUCUUG